Messenger RNA from Fusarium sp. VM40, 567 nucleotides. The record is from the annotation of a GenBank genome assembly. NCBI's taxonomy places the organism in Eukaryota, Fungi, Ascomycota, Sordariomycetes, Hypocreales, Nectriaceae.
AUGACAGAGUCAGGAUCAGUGGCACUCUUCUCGCCCGGUCAACAUGGCCAUUUGAUACCCUAUCUUGCUGCCAUUCACGCCUCUUGUAUCACCCAUGAUCGUACUAUUGCGGGCUUCUUACCGCCCCUAUCUCACGAGAAACUCCUCGCCUGGUGGAAAGAACGCAUCGCCGAGGUCGCAGAUGGCAAACGCCUCAUAUUCAUCCUCCUCAACGAAUGCGAACCCCAGGAACGCCCGAAAGGUCCAAACGUCGUAGGCGUAGUCAUGCUUGCCAUGCCUUCGUCGGAGACAGGUCCUUUCCGUGGCGCCGUGGAGAAGCUUCUUGUUCACAAGGACUUUCGCGGCCGAGGAGGCGCCAGAACUCUGAUUUCCGCUCUUGAAAAUGAAGCGACCAAAAGAGGUCGAACUAUUCUACUUCUCGACACCGAAACCGGGAGCGCUGCAGAAGAGGUGUAUAAGAAGCUUGGGUACGUUGAGCUCGGCCAGAUUCCAAAAUACGGCUUGAGUCCAAAUGGUGAACUAAAGGGUGGAACUUUCUUCUGGAAACAUUUGUCAUCACACCCCUAA